AAAAUGUCAAAGGGAUUGUGACAAGUGUCAGACAAUCAGCGUCAACGAGUUGUUGGGCUGAUGAUAUAACUUUUGGAAUUAUUAACAAAAACUCGGAAAAAGGGGCAACAAUGAGCAGCUCACUCAGUAAAAUAUUCGCCUUAUCCAAAGCAGGUAGCAAGCUAGUGAGGCCCAGCCUCACUGUCCUAAGCCGCAGAGCUGUAGGAAGUGAGGCAAAGGACGGCUACAUUUAUGUUAACGACCAGGACCCUUCCAUGGAUCUUAAGGAAGUCACAGAUAGAGCGGCCCUGACAAUGUUUUGGACUGAACUAAUUAGGGGCCUGGGCAUAACUCUGGCGCACAUUUUCAAAGAGCCCGCCACGAUAAACUACCCGUUCGAAAAGGGGCCGCUGAGCCCCCGAUUUAGAGGCGAACAUGCUCUCAGGCGAUACCCAUCUGGUGAAGAAAGAUGUAUUGCGUGCAAGUUAUGCGAAGCCAUUUGCCCUGCCCAGGCGAUCACCAUUGAGGCGGAGGAACGAGCGGAUGGAUCGCGUAGAACCACCCGUUACGACAUAGACAUGACCAAGUGCAUCUACUGCGGCUUUUGCCAGGAGGCCUGUCCGGUGGACGCCAUUGUGGAGGGCCCCAACUUUGAGUUCUCCACCGAAACUCACGAGGAAUUGCUGUACAAUAAGGAGAAGCUGCUGAACAAUGGGGACAAAUGGGAGUCGGAAAUUGCGAGCAAUAUUCAUGCCGACCAUUUGUACCGCUAAGGGGGUUGUUGUAGUCGGAUUGUUUAAUUGGUUAAAGAUGUAAUAUAGAAAACUGGAAACCCGGUAA
Messenger RNA from Dendroctonus ponderosae (mountain pine beetle), 819 nucleotides. RefSeq names its product NADH dehydrogenase (ubiquinone) 23 kDa subunit (gene ND-23). Gene Ontology annotation, cellular component: membrane. The record is from RefSeq and is a predicted model, not a curated record. NCBI's taxonomy places the organism in Eukaryota, Metazoa, Arthropoda, Insecta, Coleoptera, Curculionidae. The transcript is spliced from 4 exons. Gene Ontology annotation, molecular function: 4 iron, 4 sulfur cluster binding; NADH dehydrogenase activity. Gene Ontology annotation, biological process: mitochondrial respiratory chain complex I assembly; mitochondrial electron transport, NADH to ubiquinone. The coding region runs from base 111 to 752 and encodes 213 amino acids.